AGGAAAAUGGAAGAUUAAACUACUUACCAAACUUAAUUAAAUUGUAUGUUAGACUUGAAAAAUGUAUUUCUGAUGAAACCUCGUAAUAAGGAAUCUGCUGACACGAAGAUUGCAAUUGAUUAUUCUCCUGUUUAUAGUGAGUAAGUUUAAUUGUUAAAUUCAGAGUAUUAGGGUGUAUGCUAAAUACAGUGCCAAUAUUUAAUAAUGAUGGAGAGCCAUCGUAAAAUGGCUUUAUCCUCUAGUUAGAUUAAGUAUUUUAUUUAAAUAAAUUUAAGCCUCUACAUUUAGCCAAUAGUAUUAACUAUAGAUCACAGUUUGAGAAGAAAGUCCAGGAAGUUAAGGAAAAGAACAAAAAUUUAGUAAAAAUUUAAAUAAAAUUGAAAGUUUUUUCCAAAACCAAAAGGAACUAAAAUCUAUUGCAAUGUCUGCAAGUUAUAUAUCGAGGAUUAUCUUUAAGUAAAUUAAAAAUUAUUAUGUAGCACACUCAAUCUAAAAACCACAAUUAAAAGUUUAGGAAGAACAAAGUCAUCAAACUCAUCCAUUCUAUGGCUGAUGAAUUUUAGAAGAAUCGAAGUAUGCCUCGAAAUACAUCGACUCUUCAUUCCAAUUCUGAUAGAUGUGGUUACUUCUCUUCCAUCUAGGAGGAUAGCGUUGAACAUUAUGACAGCACUUAAUAAGAACCACAUACUAUUAAGAAGACUAAGUUGAAUGAUGACAUCAACGCUUUCAACAAGAUGGGAAACUCGUAAAAAAUAUUUUUUAUUUUAGUCUUGUACACAGCUCUAAUUAAUCAUUCAACGAUAAGUACGAAAAGUAGUGUCUUUGAAAGGAGAAAUAUGAGCAGCAC
Paramecium sonneborni is the source of this 847-nucleotide messenger RNA. NCBI's taxonomy places the organism in Eukaryota, Ciliophora, Oligohymenophorea, Peniculida, Parameciidae. The record is from the annotation of a GenBank genome assembly.